Messenger RNA from Delphinapterus leucas (beluga whale), 1941 nucleotides. The record is from RefSeq and is a predicted model, not a curated record. Lineage: Eukaryota; Metazoa; Chordata; Mammalia; Artiodactyla; Monodontidae.
UGCCAGGCUCGGCCCUCGGCCCUGCAGCUCCCGCCCGUCCGCGGUGCGUCCUGCCCUCGCCUCCGGGGGUGGAAAGCAAGACCGCACCUGGGCCAGGAUCUACAAUACCCAUUGAUUAACUAUGGAAGACUAUACCAAAAUAGAGAAAAUUGGAGAAGGUACCUAUGGAGUUGUGUAUAAGGGUAGACACAAAACUACAGGUCAAGUGGUAGCCAUGAAGAAAAUCAGACUAGAAAGUGAAGAGGAAGGAGUUCCUAGUACUGCAAUUCGGGAAAUAUCUCUAUUAAAAGAACUUCGUCAUCCAAAUAUAGUCAGUCUUCAAGAUGUGCUUAUGCAGGAUUCCAGGUUAUAUCUCAUCUUUGAAUUCCUUUCCAUGGAUCUCAAGAAAUACUUGGAUUCUAUCCCUCCUGGUCAGUUCAUGGAUCCUUCACUUGUUAAGAGUUAUUUGUACCAAAUCCUACAAGGGAUUGUGUUUUGUCACUCUAGAAGAGUUCUACACAGAGACUUAAAACCUCAAAAUCUAUUGAUUGAUGAUAAAGGAACAAUUAAACUGGCAGAUUUUGGCCUUGCCAGAGCUUUUGGAAUACCUAUUAGAGUAUAUACACAUGAGGUAGUAACACUCUGGUAUAGAUCUCCAGAAGUAUUGCUGGGGUCAGCUCGCUACUCAACUCCAGUUGACAUUUGGAGUAUAGGUACCAUAUUUGCUGAAUUAGCAACUAAGAAACCACUUUUCCAUGGGGAUUCAGAAAUCGAUCAACUCUUCAGAAUUUUCAGAGCUUUGGGUACUCCCAAUAAUGAAGUGUGGCCAGAAGUGGAAUCUUUACAGGACUAUAAGAAUACAUUUCCCAAGUGGAAACCAGGAAGCUUAGCAUCCCAUGUCAAAAACUUGGAUGAGAAUGGCUUGGAUCUGCUCUCGAAAAUGUUAGUCUAUGAUCCUGCCAAACGAAUUUCUGGCAAAAUGGCACUGAAUCAUCCAUACUUUAAUGAUUUGGACAAUCAAAUUAAGAAGAUGUAGCUUUCUGACAGUUUCCAUGUGUUGUGUCGAGAACAGAUAGCUGUAUUUUUACUGUUAACUGUUUUUGUGUUGUGUAUUUUUCUUUUCUUUGUUGUAAAAUUUAAGCUGUGCCUCAUCUUCUGAUUUCAAAAGUGUAACUUAAAAAUGUAAAUACUGUUCUAUAUGAAUUUAAAUAUAAUAAUUCUGUAUAUGUUUGUAGAUCCCACCGUAACAACUAUUUGUUACUAUAAUAAAACUAUAUAAAUCUAGUACUGAUGUCAGGAAUUGGGAAAAAUUUGAGUUAGCUUAAAUCAUCUAAAAUCCUACAGCAGUCUGCUUUUCCUGUAGUUGGAAAUACUAAACUUUACGAAAGUGUGCUAAGUUGAAAAUUCAUAAUGCUUUGAAGUAUUUUUAUGCUCUGAAUGUUUAAAUUUUCUUGUCAGUUUCUUGCCAUGUGGUAACUCUACAACCUGCCCAAAGAUGAAUAUUUUUCUACUGGUAUUUCAAUUCGUGACCUAAAUGUUUAGGCAUUCAAAUGAGAAAACUAUCCAGAUUUGAGAACUGAUGCUUAAUUUAGAGAGGUUUUUAGUAACUUAUAAAACUAACAUUAGCGUAUGCCAAAGUUUGCUAAGUUUUACAGUCAGAGAUUAAGGGCUGUCCACAGCAGGGAAGAACAGUUUAGAAAAUUUAUGAGCUAUCCUAUUUUUAGGUAGGUUAUGAAAGUUAUUUGUCUGAGUGAAUUCUUGUGCCUUGGUCAGAGGUAAUUAUACAAAGGAGUAGUGGCUUAUCUUGGCUUUCAAGCCUGACUUUAAAACUCGGUUUGUAGAUUUUGACAUAGUUUAGUUUAUUAGCAGCCUUCUUCUAGUUUAUUAGCAGCCUUCUUAGAAGGUUCUAAUGUAAAAUUAUUUAGCUAAAAUCACUAGCUUUGGGAAUUGUUUAAUUAAUAA